Venustampulla echinocandica is the source of this 1032-nucleotide messenger RNA. RefSeq lists its product as uncharacterized. Gene Ontology annotation, molecular function: ATP-dependent activity, acting on DNA; single-stranded DNA binding; four-way junction DNA binding. Lineage: Eukaryota; Fungi; Ascomycota; Leotiomycetes; Helotiales; Pleuroascaceae. The coding region runs from base 1 to 1032 and encodes 343 amino acids. Gene Ontology annotation, cellular component: centrosome; replication fork; Rad51B-Rad51C-Rad51D-XRCC2 complex. Gene Ontology annotation, biological process: reciprocal meiotic recombination; DNA strand invasion; double-strand break repair via homologous recombination. The record is from RefSeq and is a predicted model, not a curated record. The transcript has 2 exons.
AUGUCAUUCCACCUCCUUGCCUCCUUUUUAAUUCCUCAUCUAUCAUCAUUAAACACCGCAAUUGAAAACCCCAAACCAAAGCCAAAACCAAAAGCUGCAAUAAUCGACACCACCGGCUCCUUCCCACUCCCUCUCCUCGCGAAAGUGUUGAAAUCACGGAUCCUUGAAGAUCGCUCCGUGGACGGAGUCAACGAUGAUAGGCGAGGGGGAAAUGCCCUGGAAGAAGCAGUACAGCUAUGCCUUGAGAUGGUUACUAUUAGUCGGGUUUUUGACGUGGAGGGUCUCUUAGAAGUUUUAGAUGAGAUUGAACGAGGCAAUCAACCAAACGGAGUUUACGAAGCUACCAGCCAGGAGCAGCCGGGGAGAUCUCUAGAGAUAUCCGACAGCCAAGAUGAAAGCCUUAGCCCUGCAGCUACAUCGCCACGACGAACCACCCCCUCGACAGGAGAAGGAAGUAUAGAGGUUAUCAUUGUGGAUAACAUGACUCAAAUCAUCAAUGAGUUAUUCCCCAGACGAGAAAAAUCAAACGUAUAUACCCUUCUCGAUUCACUCUCCCUAGCUCUCCACACCCUAUCUCGAAAACAAAACAUAUUAACGCUUCUCCACAACUCCGCCGUCGAUAUCAACUCCUACCACCCUCAACACCAGAAGCCACAGGCCAAUAAAAACCCCCUGCCACCACCACCCACACCCUCGGUAUUCCGAUCUAAUCCCCGUAAACCAGCCCUUGGGAAGCUCUUUGAGCAAUUCCCGCAACUCCACAUUUUCAUCUCCGCUUUGCCUAUGAGGAGGCGGGACGCGGAGAUUCUCUAUGGUGGUGAAAAAGAUGAGGAGGAUGUGAGGCUAUGUUGGGUGAUUGAGGUUUUGAAGGAUGAGUGCCCGAAACUAAACCUCCUUGGCAUGGGGAAUAAAAAAGCUACGGGGAGGGGCGACGAGUUUGGUGGCAGGGAGGGCAUGUGGAUGCCGGUAGAUAUUGCGGGUGGGGUAAGAUUUGUACCUGCGUUUGCGGAGGGAGGAGGGCUGGGUGCGUGA